Molecule: messenger RNA, 1199 nt
Organism: Phytomonas sp. Hart1
Lineage: Eukaryota; Euglenozoa; Kinetoplastea; Trypanosomatida; Trypanosomatidae
Source: the annotation of a GenBank genome assembly
UAAAACUAUAAGUUUUCGAUCCAAUGCGCAGGGCAGCUGUCUUUCUCCAGUAUUACAACCAAAGUGGUGUUCCUAUUCCACAUGCUGUUCAAAAAUCAUCUGAUUCUUCAGCAACCUCUAAUUUGGUUAAAAAAAUGAAGCCGCAAGCUCAAAAGCGUCUUAUGGAUCCCUCCCUUUUUAUUGAAAUACCACCUCGAAAUAAAAUUUUGAAUAUUGUUCCUCAAGGUCAUGAGCACGUUGUUGAACGUCUAGGUCGUUACCAUCGAACCUUAAACUCAGGCUGGUGGUUUGUUAUACCAAUAAUCGAUAAGAUUCGAUACAAUUAUAAUGUUAAGGAACAAGGUAUUGAUAUUCAAAAUCAAUCAGCCAUUACAUGCGACAAUGUUAUAGUCGAGAUAGAUUGUGUGCUCUUCCUAAAAAUUGUAGACUCCAAAAAGGCAAGCUACAAUAUUGAAAAUCCAGUGUAUAACUUGAUUAACUUGGCUCAAACAACCAUGCGCAGUGAAAUCGGUCGUAUAACUCUUGAUAAUCUCUUUCGUGAGCGAGGAAGUUUGAACGAAAAUAUUAUCGGCUUAAUUCGCAGAGAAGCUCAAGAGUGGGGGAUUGAAUGCAAGCGUUAUGAAAUCAAAGAUAUUAUUGUCAGUGAACUUGUACGUCAAUCGAUGGACUUGCAGGCUGAAGCUGAGAGACGAAAACGCAAAUUCGUUCUUGAAAGUGAAGGAGAAGCAACAGCGGAAGCAAACAGGGCUACAGGUCUAAAGACAGCCCAACAAUUGGCAGCAGACGCUCAUAAAUACACAAUCCUGAAGAAAACAGAGGCUGAGGCCGAAGCAAUUCGGUUAAAAGCAGAAGCGAUGUCAGAUAACAUUGCUAUAAUUUCAAAGGCUAUAGAGGGAGCAAAACAUAGCAAUGAGGCGAUUUCCUUACAUGUAGCCCAAGACUACAUUAAUAAAUUUGGUGAACUUGCAAAGGAGACAAAUACAGUUGUUAUGUCUCAACCAAUUAGCGAUCCUUCUGUUUUUACAACACAAGCCCUAUCAGUUUUUAACGCAGUGGCUACUUCAGCUUCAAAAAAGAAUCCGACAAUCAAGUAAUGAACAUCAUUACUUCAAUGAAAGUCUGUUUUACCUGGAUUCUUGAAAUGAUGAUAAACCUUGAUAUCAAGUAUAGUCCUAUAGCGUAUAAAACAUAUAGGAAUU